AUGUGCAUCCGGCUCAUAUUCAUCUGCCCUCGGUGCUUCUUCCGCUCCGGCCACUGGCGCAUCGAGCGGUUCGAAAGCCACGGCAAUAACUGCGCGAUUAUCCAGAAAUUCCAAAAGCUUAUGGAGCCGGAUCACUUUAAGAGAUGGUCAUGCGUAAAUAAGGAGUGCGGCUACAGCGAGGAUGGGAAAGAGAAGAUUGCCCAGAAGAUUGUUGAGGUAGAAGUGGAUCAGAUGAUUCGGCAAACUCGGCGUGAUACGGCCAAUACCAUCAUGAACAGGCCAGAGGAAAACCCGGACUUCGAGGAAUUCGAGCGUGAAUCGACAGUGCCUCUUUCGGGGGAUGAUGAGUCUGGUCAGAGCGGUGGCAUCGACGAGGACGAAGAGAUGGCCGAUGCCGAUCCGGAGGAAGAAGAAGACGAGGAAGAAGAAGAGGAAGAAGAAGAAGGAGAAGUUGAGGACUUUGUCACCCAUAGGGACAGACUUGUGGCCGAAAUUGCAUUGCGAGGUCAAGCGGAUGUACCAACUCGGUGGCCCCGGUGGUUUGAAGAGGAAGAUGAGCUGCUGACGCUUCUGCGUCAGCAUGGGACCCCAAUUAACGUGAUCCCGAAUUUCCUCGCUCGACACUCUAAAAAUGGGUGUGAUACGCGUUGGACCAAGAUCAGACGGCGACAAAUGGCCGGGAGAUGA
This is a messenger RNA of Dichotomopilus funicola, 687 nucleotides long. RefSeq lists its product as uncharacterized. The transcript is spliced from 3 exons. The record is from RefSeq and is a predicted model, not a curated record. NCBI's taxonomy places the organism in Eukaryota, Fungi, Ascomycota, Sordariomycetes, Sordariales, Chaetomiaceae. Bases 1 to 687 code for a protein of 228 amino acids.